Messenger RNA from Naegleria lovaniensis, 1587 nucleotides. RefSeq lists its product as uncharacterized. Gene Ontology annotation, cellular component: lysosome. The transcript has 7 exons. Lineage: Eukaryota; Heterolobosea; Eutetramitea; Acrasida; Naegleriidae. The record is from RefSeq and is a predicted model, not a curated record. Gene Ontology annotation, molecular function: cysteine-type endopeptidase activity. Bases 1 to 1587 code for a protein of 528 amino acids.
AUGCAAAACCAGAGACUCUCUUCAUUCCUCUAUCUCGUACUUGCUGCCACGGUGGGAGCAGUCGUGAUGAUGAUGAACAUGUCUUUCGUGAAUGGAGAUUUACCUGUACAUUGUCUCUAUAAUACCACUCUUGGUGUUUGGGAAUUUUCUCUCACUGCUCAAAAUAUGAAUGCCAACGAUGUCAUUGCUCAGUGCGAUCUCCGAUCCAAGAUUAACCCUGUUUCAACCAUGAUGAUUUCUUUACAAAUGCCAGAUAUUGCUGUUGAUCAAAAGGGAAACAAGGGCUUCUGGACCCUUGUAUACGAUCAAGGAUUUGAAGUGGUCAUUGGAGAAAAUAAGUAUUGGGCCUUUUUUAAUUUCACCACAGCUGGAAAGGAUCCACAAGGAAAUGAUGUCAUUGUGAGUCAUUGCGAUAGAACCUUUGUUGGUUGGUAUCACGAAAAUAAGGUCCGAGCUCAGAAAUGGGGAUGCUACAUUGCAAAGAAGGCCUCAAAAUUGCAAUUGGGAACCCAGGAACCACAAGUCUUUACUCACUCUGCAUUGCCACCACUCAAAGUUGAUGGAAUGGUUUUCAAGAAUGACAUGACCAUGAUUGAAGAAUUAAAUCAAAUGCAUGCUCGUGGUGAAAUCUCUUGGAAAGCCAAACCAAUGACCGAAUGGGAAAAUCAGCCAAUGGAAAGUAUUAUUAGAAAGCUUGGAAAACGAACUGAAGCUUUCCGUUUAAAGCAUAGAAGAGAACAUUCUCAAUUCAUCAGACAACGAUUUGGUGAAGAUAUUACAAAGAGAGCCUUGAUGCAAUUGAAAAAGAUGGAUAUCUCAAAAGUUGCUAAUAAUGCGACAUUUAGUUAUUUGCAAGAUGUGGCUCGAUAUGGAGUGAAGGGAUUCCCUACAUCUUUUGACUGGAGAAAUGUUGGUGGUCAAAACUUUGUCUCACCUGUUAGAAAUCAAGGUCAAUGUGGAAGUUGCUAUUCUUUUGCAACCACAGCCAUGAUGGAGGCUAGAAAGAGAAUUUUCUCCAACAAUAUUGACCAACCAGUUUACAGCCCUGAAAAUAUCAUUAGUUGUUCCAUUUAUUCACAAGGAUGUGAUGGUGGAUUUGCCUAUCUUGUUUCCAAGUAUGGAGAGGAUUUUGGUAUCGUUGCUGAAAGCUGUGAUCCAUAUGUAGGCUUUGUGACUCAAUGUAAACCAAACAAUAACUGCCCAGUUAGACAAUUCUGGACUGACUACAAGUAUACUGGUGGUUUUUACGGAGCUGUUGAUGAGAACAAUAUGAUGUUGGAUAUUUUGGUGAAUGGACCUUUGGCCGUUUCCAUGGAAGUUUAUAAUGAUCUGUUCAGUUAUCAUAGUGGAAUUUAUCGUCAUGUUUCAUCCUCUAAAUUUUCUGCUCCAGUUCCAAAUCCAUUUGAAUUGACCAACCAUGUCGUUCUCAUUGUAGGAUGGGGAGAAGAAAAUUCACAAAAGUAUUGGAUUGUCAAGAAUUCAUGGGGAACUGGAUUUGGUAUGCAAGGCUACUUUUGGAUUGCCAAGGGAGUCGAUGAAUGUGCCAUCGAGUCAGAAAACGGCUCUGCCAUUCCAGUCAAUGUUUAA